UGUGUGGACAAAUGUCUUGUUGUAAACGCUAUACUAGCACUAGGUCUAAAUACAUUGUAUUGUAUCAACGAAGGAUACAAAUUUAUUCAUCUCAUAAGCUCUUAUCCUGAUCCACAAAAGCAAUCAAACGCCGAUUAUUUUUCUCUCAUGUAAUCGAUCAACUGUGUUUCAAUCAUUCAAGGUUAGAUGGCGAAUGCAUCAGAGUUCGACCCAGCGCUUGCGCUCUCUCACAAGUUCCCUCAUACCACAUACUCUUAUACAGAAAGGGAUGCAGCACUUUAUGCUUUAGGGGUAGGGGCUUGCUUAUCAGAUGCUGUUGAUACUGAUGAACUUAAAUAUGUUUACCAUGGAGAUGGUCAGAAGUUUAUCAAGGUCUUGCCUACGUUUGCUGCCAUACUUCCAAAUAUGUUUCAGUCAGGUGUUUUGGAUCUUCCAGGCUUGGAAUAUGAUCCACGCCUUCUGCUUCAUGGACAACAAUACAUAGAAUUGUACAAACCAUUUCCUUCCAGCUGUCAUAUACACAAUAAAGUCAGUCUUGCUGGAUUACACGAUAAAGGUAAAGCAGCAAUUUUGGAGGUUGAAACAAAAAGCUAUGAGAAAGAGUCUGGUGAUUUAUUAUGCAUGAACAGGACAACUGUCUAUCUACGUGGUGCUGGUGGCUUCUCAAAGACAUCUAAGCCAUUUUCUUAUACAAAUUACCCUGGCAAACAAACUUCAACUGUGAAAAUUCCUGAAAGUAAACCUUUUUCAGUGUUUGAGGAUCGUACUCAACCAUCUCAGGCAUUGAUCUACAGACUAUCUGGUGACUACAAUCCUCUGCAUUCAGAUCCCAUGAUUGCAAAGGUUGCUGGAUUCUCGCAGCCAAUAUUGCAUGGGCUAUGCACAUUAGGAUUUGCAGUUAGGGCGAUCAUUAAAAAAAUAUGCAGAGGAGAUCCAGACUUGAUAAAAAGCAUAGUGGGAAGAUUUCUUCUACAUGUCUACCCUGGUGAAACUCUUGUGACUGAGAUGUGGCUAGAAGGCUCAAGGGUUAUAUAUCGGACUAAGGUGAAAGAGCGAAACCGAGCAGUCCUUUCUGGCUACGUUGAUCUGCGUGGUUUGACUUCGUCACUGUGAAAGGAUUCAAUUACAUGUUGUUCGAUAGUAUUUACAAAGGGGUUGCCAUGAAGCUAAUCAUGCAUUCAGUAUUGCCUAAAUGCACUGGAGCUAAUUGUAAAACGUAACAAGUGUUUGAUAGGUGAUUAAUUUUAAAAAAAAAAAGGGUGUCUAUGUACAAUAUCAAGGUGCUGUUUAAAUAAAUUCUCUAUAAAUAUUUAUAAGAGAAAAAGAAAGUGAAUUUAAAGUUAAAAUCAACUAUUGCAUUUUAACUUUAAUAGUAGUUCAU
Cajanus cajan (pigeon pea) is the source of this 1381-nucleotide messenger RNA. RefSeq names its product enoyl-CoA hydratase 2 (gene ECH2). Gene Ontology annotation, biological process: fatty acid beta-oxidation. The record is from RefSeq and is a predicted model, not a curated record. Gene Ontology annotation, cellular component: peroxisome. Gene Ontology annotation, molecular function: (3S)-3-hydroxyacyl-CoA dehydrogenase (NAD+) activity; enoyl-CoA hydratase activity; 17-beta-hydroxysteroid dehydrogenase (NAD+) activity. Lineage: Eukaryota; Viridiplantae; Streptophyta; Magnoliopsida; Fabales; Fabaceae.